Molecule: messenger RNA, 360 nt
Organism: Saccostrea cuccullata (small rock oyster)
Lineage: Eukaryota; Metazoa; Mollusca; Bivalvia; Ostreida; Ostreidae
Exons: 2
Coding region: 1-360 (119 amino acids)
Source: RefSeq, a predicted model, not a curated record
AUGUCUGAAUGCAAAGGUUAUCAAUAUGAGCCAGAGUUUAAUGAAGAGGAAUUAUUGGCAGUUUCAGUUGAAAGCUCAGAUGAUUUGGGAAUAAAUGAAAUAAAUGAAAGAGGUGAUAAUACCAAUUGGUGCACGUGUGGACACUGUGACAUUCUUCCAAGUCAAAGAGAAUGUGUAUGCUGCAAUCAAGGCUCAUGGCAUAUAGGCAAUUUAUUUUUUUUUGUGAGGAGGGAACAGCCAUUAGGGAAAAAGAAUCGAGUGGUGUUACCUGCUUGUGUUGUGAUUAAAAUCAGAAAAGCAUUCCCAGAUGAUGAGUAUGAGGGUUUCCACAGCGAGUCAUCAAGUUCGGAUUCAGACUAA